CUUUUCAUUCGCCUCUGAUCGCCGCGCUGGAUUGUUCCCCUCUCUCCUCUCUCUCUCGCUCAACAAAAGCCCCGAUCCCCAGUCUGUCUGCCUGCCUGCCUGCCUGCCUGCCUGUCUGUCUGCAGAUAUAGGUCUAUAGACAUCUAUAUGUGUAGCAUAUAUAUCUGUAAAUACACACACACAUAGCUGCAUAAGCUGCUGCUCUCCGGACGUUUUCCCAGGCGGCUUCGGGGGUUGCAUGGUGGUGCUUCGGCUGCUUCAGCGGCUCAACAAAUGCAGAAAAGGGAGAAAAGUUUCGGUAUACAAAUGCUCUCCGUCCAGCCGGACACCAAGCCAAAAGGCUGUGCCGGCUGCAACCGGAAGAUCAAGGACCGCUACCUGCUGAAGGCCCUCGAUAAGUACUGGCACGAGGACUGCCUGAAGUGUGCCUGCUGCGACUGCAGGCUCGGCGAGGUGGGCUCCACGCUCUACACCAAAGCCAACCUCAUCCUGUGCCGGAGAGACUACCUACGGUUGUUUGGCGUAACGGGGAACUGUGCAGCCUGCAGCAAGCUAAUCCCCGCCUUCGAGAUGGUCAUGAGGGCCAAAGAGAACGUCUACCACCUGGACUGCUUCGCGUGUCAACUCUGCAAUCAGAGGUUUUGUGUGGGAGACAAGUUUUUCCUGAAGAACAACAUGAUCCUGUGCCAGACAGACUACGAGGAGGGGCUGAUGAAGGAGGGCUACGCUCCCCAGGUCCGCUGACCCUCGCAGGCUGACGCGGAGGUAGAAGAGAAGAGGAGGAGUGGGAGAAUGAGAGAGACUGAAGGAGAGCUUGCAAUCACACAACAAAAAGCACUAUAGCCUCCUGUCCAUCUCCUGUCCCCCACAUGUACAUAACUGAGCAAGCAAGCCUCCCUGCAUGGGAGUGUGGACACAUUCUGCUGUACAAAAUAGCCAUAGAGAUGCCGGCAUGGCAAAGACAGGCCCUGGAAGCAUACAACAAACUACAACUACAAGAAAAAUAUUUGCUCAUUUUCUUUGUUUGUGACUGAUCAAUGCUGCCUCUGUUCCUCUGGCCAACAUACACUGGUCUCAGAGCAAUUUCUCACCAACCAUGUGUUCCCAGACGGAAAAAAAAAAGAAAAAAGAAUAACUAACCCACCUAAAACCAGACUUGUCUCAUUUAAUCUGACAAGGACAGAGUCCCACCUGACUGCACAGUACAACAUCUUCUACUUGAAUCGAAAAACACACUGAGGUAUUAUCAAUCAAUGUAAUUUUGCGAUGAAGACCUUUUUACUGUAUUGAUAUCUGAUGAAAUACACAGUGAAUGUAAACUGAAGAGCGGCAAAAAUGUUACCCUUGGAUGACUGGUUUAUUGUGUGUGUGUGUGUGUGUGUGUGUCUUCGGGUUGAGGACUUCUCUACAGUGCAGUCUAACAAGGCUUGGCCUGGUCCAUAUCAGAAGCUUACAGUAACAAAGCUGACGACACUAACAAAUCACAAAGCUGUGUCAGUAAACACAUGAAACACCUGAACCCUAAUGACUAGCAUCACAUGUUUUUAUAUUUGAACCAGUCCAGAUUUGACCAGUAAACGUCAUUGGAUGUUUUCAGUGUCAAUGAAAACACCCGUAUCUUGUCAAAUCUGCCCAGCACCAAACUCAUUUCACACUUAAGCUGCUUUCAUACAUGCAAAAAGUCUUCACAUGUUCCGUAAACUGUCCACAGGGAAAUUGUAAACGUCCGUAAAAGUGGCUCCGGACAAUUUGUAGAACAGGGGUCUCAAACUCAAAUGACCUGGGGGCCACUUGAACUUCAAGUCUGGUCAGGAAGUGUUUAUUUAUGAUCCAAAACAAGUCUAUAAAUAUCAAAAACAGACAUUUAAAUGGUGGGCCGUGUGUUUAAGACCUCUGUUCUAGAACUACUCCUACCAGCUCACUCCAAUUAAUGAAUGACUGAGCCCAUUCACAACCAACGCCAUAGAACGUUUGGACCCAAUUGUCCAACCGUUCAUGUCUGAACACGGUGACCAAAAAGAGGCAGACACUUUUACGGCAGGUGGUGGAGACCAAAAAGGAGCUACGAGUCACCAGGUGUCCACUUAAUGUGUGUGUAGAAAGCAGCUUUAAAUGGUAUGGAUCAGACAAAAUGCCUGUAGAUGAACUUCCUAACUGUGAGAGACUAUCUUUAGUGGGGUCAUGAGAGUCAGUUUCCUUCCUCAAAUGCAUUCCAUCAGAGCCACUUUCAGCAGUAUGACUUGGGUUCGGACUGUAACACCAGGCUCUGGAAGGCUGUGUAAUGUCUUUUGUUUGCUUUAAAGAGUCUUUUUUAUUUAUUAAAACCUUCGCUUUCACACUGUUUAAACCGAAAUAUGAGGGAAUUCUCAUGGAGGCAGGUUGUCGCUGCGGCUGUAAGGGGUGUACGGGAUCGUAACGGGAUGGUGGGCGGGUUGGUAACUUUUUGUACACUAAUUUAUUUGAUAAACGUUCAAUGCUUCACCAGUUGUCCAAGAUUUAGCAUUGUUUCCCCUGCUGGUACUCAAAUCCAGGUAACGUUUUCUUCAUCACUUGCUCACGUUGAGGAUGAAAGACGCGGCCAUCUAAGCCGUGAUGGCUCCCUGCUGCAGUGGAGCUACGUUCUUCUCCAACGACCGUUCAUAUUUUUUAACAUGACACAUCAGCAUCAGAGCAUGUGCAACAGCACUCGGCACCAUCUCCCAGCUGGAAAACAAGAGAUCCUUUCUCUAAUUUGUAAAUUAUGGGUGUACAUAAAAGAAAUAUUCAUUUUUGCUUGCUAUUGUACAAUGAUUUCUUUUUAUGUGUCAUCCAGCAUGAGAUGUUUAUUUUUAGGACAACGCUUGUAAAUACUGUAAUUGUAAUAAUUUUAAGCACAAAUGUAAUACAGUUUUAUUGUGUUA
Solea senegalensis (Senegalese sole) is the source of this 2900-nucleotide messenger RNA. It is a transcript of the gene lmo3, whose product is annotated as LIM domain only 3. The coding region runs from base 274 to 744 and encodes 156 amino acids. NCBI's taxonomy places the organism in Eukaryota, Metazoa, Chordata, Actinopteri, Pleuronectiformes, Soleidae. Gene Ontology annotation, biological process: positive regulation of transcription by RNA polymerase II. The record is from RefSeq and is a predicted model, not a curated record. Gene Ontology annotation, cellular component: nucleus. The transcript is spliced from 4 exons. Gene Ontology annotation, molecular function: transcription coactivator activity; DNA-binding transcription factor binding.